Moneuplotes crassus is the source of this 547-nucleotide messenger RNA. Lineage: Eukaryota; Ciliophora; Spirotrichea; Euplotida; Euplotidae. The record is from the annotation of a GenBank genome assembly.
UCUUUCAGAAGUGGUAUAAAAUGUUAGGAGAUGCAAUCACACUCAUUCCAGAAGCCAGAGUAAUGGCUACUACUAUGACACAGAUUAAUAAGGUCUCCAGAUCUGCUUUCAAGUGUAGAGAUUUCAUCAGGAUGAGCCUUGAUGAUUACUUACAACGCAUUUAUCAAUAUUCAGAGUGUCAUGAGUCAUGCUUUGUCAUGGCCAUGAUCUUCAUUGAAAGGGUUCUACAGGAGUACUCUGCUAGCUCGAAGUCCCUCCCAUUCAAUGUAUAUACACUUUGCCUAGCAUCAAUGGUGCUUGCUAUCAAGCUUUCAGAGGACGACACUUGCAACAACGAGUUUUAUGCAAGACUGGGAGGCGUAUCUAACGACGAAAUGGUCGAACUUGAGCUUGAACUGCUAAAAUUAAUCAAAUUCGACAUUUUCAUCUCUAAGGAAGAGUUUACCUCUUACCAAAAAGAAAUGAUUUCGUACCAAUCUUAGUUUACGUUAGGAGUUCAUAAUCCUAACACUAAGAUAGACAUAAUCCGAAAAGUUUAAUUUUCAUU